This is a messenger RNA of Eucalyptus grandis, 1228 nucleotides long. RefSeq names its product jacalin-related lectin 4-like. NCBI's taxonomy places the organism in Eukaryota, Viridiplantae, Streptophyta, Magnoliopsida, Myrtales, Myrtaceae. The record is from RefSeq and is a predicted model, not a curated record. The transcript is spliced from 2 exons. Bases 210 to 1064 code for a protein of 284 amino acids. Gene Ontology annotation, molecular function: carbohydrate binding; ADP binding.
GAGUGUUUCAUUUCUCUUGACAAAAUCAGAGAAGCAGAUCACAAUGUUGUGGUUCUAUCAGGCCUGCAAAAGAAGCUGCUCCGUGAUCUCAAAAGGUGGAAGGAUGGAGGACGUAUGACGACAUUCAGACCAACAUCAAUAAGAUAAAGGAUAACAUAAGUCAUAAAAGGAUACUUCUUGUUCUUGAUAAUGUUACUAGGAAAAACCAGAUGGACUACUUUGGGGCCGGAGAGCAUGAACUGCUGUGUCCCAAGAGCAGAAUCUUGUUCACAAGCAGAGACCAAAACUUGCUGAAAGAUCUCAAGGUAGACGACGAGUUUAUCGUCAAAGGACUGGGCCCGGAUGUAGCGCUUCGGCUCUUUUGUCACCAUGCCUUGAUGAGAGAAGAACCUCAAGGGGGCUAUGAGGAUUUGUCCCGAAUUCUAGCUCAUUAUGCAAGAGGUCAUCCGUUGUCUCUUAAAAGGUUUGGCUCAUUCCCAAACGGCAAGUCCAAACAACAAUGGCACCAGAUAUUGGAGAAGUUAAUUAGAAGCGCCUAUCUCGAUUUGUCCUGUCGUUCCUUCUGGUUCGUUGGGCUAUAUGAAGGUCAAGGCGGUGAUGCUUUUGAUGAUGGUGCACACACUGGUAUGAGGCAAAUUAGGCGUUAUGGACAGUCAGUCAUUGAUUCCAUCACCAUCGAUUAUGAUCAGAACGGGUGUCUAGUGAGAUCUGUCCAUCAUGGUGGACAUGUCCAUGACAAUGAAAGGCUGGUCAUAUUGGAUCACCCAAGUGAAUACCUGAUUUCUGUAUCAGGCCAUAUUGAUGAUAAGGACGGUCAUCACGUUGUUCGGUCUCUCAAGAUCCACAGCAGCAAGAAGACGUACGGACCAUUUGGUUCAGAAAGUGGACAGCCUUUUGAUCUCUCACAUUCUGGUGGACGGAUUAUCGGGUUUCAUGGAAAAUGUAGCAGCCAUCUCCAUGCAAUCGGAGCCCAUUUUGGGCCAAUUUCUCACGCCGAUCCAUUCGAUGUCGUGGGACCAUUUGGUGGUGAUGGUGGUCCAGACAUUUGGGACGACGGAAAAUAAAUGGAUGUGAGGCAAGUCAUCAGAGGCUUCGAUUUUGCAAUUAAGUCCAUCUCUGUCUUAUAUGAUAAACACGGACUUCAAGUUGGCCCGUUCAUACAUGGCCUAAUUGGAGGAGGCAAAACAUAUGCGAUGAGCUAUGGAAUAAAUAUCAUCAACAUUAUCUU